Molecule: messenger RNA, 1919 nt
Organism: Tupaia belangeri chinensis (Chinese tree shrew)
Lineage: Eukaryota; Metazoa; Chordata; Mammalia; Scandentia; Tupaiidae
Gene: ATP6V1C1
Product: ATPase H+ transporting V1 subunit C1
Exons: 13
Coding region: 179-1327 (382 amino acids)
Biological process (GO): proton transmembrane transport
Cellular component (GO): vacuolar proton-transporting V-type ATPase, V1 domain; lysosomal membrane
Molecular function (GO): proton-transporting ATPase activity, rotational mechanism
Source: RefSeq, a predicted model, not a curated record
CUCCGUGGGCGCCGGGGUCGAAGAAGCCGUGAGGCCGGAGCUUGGGUCGCGGUGGGAUGGAGCGCUGAGCGGUUAACGUCUGCUGGGGUGUCUGCCUCUGCACCUGUGCCUGCUUGUCACUUCCGCGUUUGACACCUUCCCGGAAUCUUGAUUUUUGAAGAAAAUCCUGGUAUCAGACAUGACUGAGUUCUGGCUUAUAUCUGCUCCUGGGGAAAAAACCUGUCAGCAAACAUGGGAGAAACUCCACGCAGCAACUACAAAGAACAAUAAUCUGGCUGUCACUUCCAAGUUCAACAUUCCUGACUUAAAGGUCGGCACUCUGGAUGUCUUGGUUGGCUUGUCAGAUGAACUGGCUAAACUGGAUGCAUUUGUAGAAGGGGUGGUUAAGAAAGUGGCUCAAUACAUGGCUGACGUAUUAGAGGAUAGUAAAGAUAAAGUUCAGGAGAAUUUAUUGGCCAAUGGAGUUGACCUGGUUACUUAUAUAACAAGGUUCCAGUGGGAUAUGGCCAAAUAUCCAAUCAAGCAGUCCCUGAAAAAUAUUUCUGAAAUAAUUGCCAAGGGAGUAACUCAGAUUGAUAAUGACCUGAAAUCUCGAGCAUCUGCGUAUAAUAAUCUGAAAGGGAAUCUUCAGAAUUUGGAGCGAAAGAACGCAGGAAGUUUGUUAACUAGAAGUCUAGCAGAAAUUGUGAAGAAAGAUGACUUCGUUCUUGAUUCAGAGUAUCUCGUCACACUAUUGGUGGUAGUUCCCAAAUUAAACCACAAUGACUGGAUGAAGCAGUACGAGACCCUAGCCGAAAUGGUAGUUCCGAGAUCUAGCAAUGUUCUCUCAGAGGACCAAGACAGUUACCUUUGUAAUGUCACCUUGUUUAGGAAGGCAGUUGAUGACUUCAGACACAAAGCCAGGGAAAACAAAUUCAUUGUUCGUGACUUUCAGUAUAAUGAAGAGGAGAUGAAAGCAGAUAAAGAAGAAAUGAACAGGCUUUCUACUGACAAGAAGAAGCAAUUUGGACCACUUGUGCGGUGGCUGAAAGUGAAUUUCAGUGAGGCAUUUAUUGCGUGGAUUCACGUGAAAGCAUUAAGGGUUUUUGUUGAGUCUGUUUUAAGGUAUGGCUUGCCAGUGAACUUCCAAGCGAUGCUCCUUCAGCCGAAUAAGAAGACAAUGAAGAAACUGCGAGAAGUAUUACAUGAAUUGUAUAAACAUCUAGACAGCAGCGCAGCAGCCAUUAUUGAUGCUCCCAUGGAUAUCCCAGGCUUAAACCUGAGUCAACAGGAAUACUACCCCUACGUGUACUACAAGAUUGAUUGCAACUUGCUGGAGUUCAAGUAAAACGGCUCGGCCCCGCCCACCCUGCCCUCGUGUUGGUGUACGCUAACAGAAACAGGUUGCAGUAUGAUAGUACUUUUAACUCUGCUAUCCUUUGCUUGCUUCCUACCCCUUUUCCUAGGUGAGUUCUUCCACAGUGGUCCAUAUCUCAUUUUCUUUUUAAAGGAAAAUAUAUUGUUUCUUUUUAUUGAUCAGGUCUGUAAAUGUGUACUAAAAUGAAUCAGAGUUUAUUUAUAAACAGAAUAGUUUAUUUAAAGAGAAGGUCUUUUCCUCACUGAUAUCGUGGUAUGCAUUAAUUCUAUUUGUUUUUAUUGUGCACAAAAAGCCUUGUUUACAAGGGAGUGGUGUAACCGUUUAUACCAUUUUGUUCACUGUAUUUAGUAGACAUACUGUCUAAUAGUUACUGAGUCGUGAUGUAAAGAAAUGUGACAAUAUUCAGGUACAUGCUUUCCGAAUGUUUCAAAUUACAAUCUCUGAACACUGUUGACACCCACAGGAGAGAAUAAAAUGACCUGUGCAAAGGUGCAUUGUGGCGUGUGUCACUCCAGAGGAUUCCAGUUCAAUUUGAGAGUUUAAUAAAUGUUGUCGUAGCUAA